This is a messenger RNA of Entrophospora candida, 1389 nucleotides long. The record is from the annotation of a GenBank genome assembly. Lineage: Eukaryota; Fungi; Glomeromycota; Glomeromycetes; Entrophosporales; Entrophosporaceae.
AUGGAUUACUAUUCAAAUGACGGGGAAAAGGAGAAAGAUAAUGUUUCAUAUGAUAAUAGUCAGAGUGAUAGUGUUGGAAUAAUGUAUAGCAAUAAUGAAAUAAGGAAUCAAAAAGUGAUAGACGAGGAGAAAAACGAGCAGGAAACUAUAGUUUUUUCAGAUAGAGAAAUUGGAAAGAACAUAGAUAUGGAAGAAGUAGUGAAUGUGAAAGAAUUAACAAGCAUAAUCAAUCAAAAUAAUGAACACUCUGAGGAUAUGAAAUUUCCUUGUAAACAUUAUGGAUGUAGCAGGAGCUUUAAGAAAGAAAGUUCAUUGAAACGACAUCAGACCGUUACACACAAAGGAAUAAUCCUUGAAAACGGUGAAGGGAUGGAAGGAGUAUCUAAUGUGAUGAACGUUAAUAAUAAUGAGGCAGAUAUGAAAUUUCCUUGUCAACAUUUUGGAUGCAAUAGGCGUUUCAGGAAAGAAAGUUCGUUGAAACGACACCAAACUGUUACACAUAGAGGAAUAAUUAUUCAUGAUGGAGGAAAGAUGGAAGUGGUGACGAAAGAAUUAGCAAUCAAUGAACAUUCUGAAGAUAUGAAGUUUCCUUGUGAACAUUCUGGAUGCAAUAGAUGUUUCAGGAAAUUAAGUUCAUUGAAACGACAUCAAACUGUUACACAUAAAGGAUUAAUUAUUAGUCGUAAUGUUGAUGGUGUGAUGGAAGAAGUAGUGAAAGAAUUAACAACUAGUGAAGUUAAUGAACAUGAAAAUAUGAAAUUUCCUUGUAAUUAUCCUGGGUGCACUAGAAGUUUUAAGAAAGAAAGUUCAUUGAAACGACAUCAAACUGUUAGGCAUAAAGGAAUGAAGCCUUACAAGAACAAAGUAGGACCUAUUGUGCUAAAAGAAACACAAGAUAUUGAGAAGACUGUGAACAAUAAAUCAGAGACAACAGAAGCAGUAGUAGAGAAUAAUUUAGCAGCAGUAGUAAAAAGGAAUCACUCCAAGAAAUUAGAUCAUAAUUGUAGCCAAAAAUCUCUGAAAAAACCAUUUAUAUGUGAUGUCAAAGGAUGUAAGAAAAGUUUUUCUAACCCGCAAGGAUUAAAAUAUCAUUAUAAAAGUACACAUAGUGGAGAAAAACCUUUCGAGUGUGAUUUCGAAGGAUGUGACAGAAAAUUCAUUCAGGAAAGUUUUUUAAAGUCUCAUCAAAGAAUUCACACAGGAGAGAAACCUUUUAUUUGUAAUAUUAACGGAUGUAAGAAAAGCUUUGCUCAUAGAAGUGGUUUAAAAUAUCACCAAAAUAAAAUUACUCACGAAAAACGUUUUGCUUGCAAUGUCAAAGGAUGUAAAAAAUCUUAUCUUAGAGAAUCUCAUUUCAAAUAUCAUCAAAAACAACAACACGAUAUUUAA